Messenger RNA from Yarrowia lipolytica CLIB122, 2202 nucleotides. RefSeq lists its product as uncharacterized. Lineage: Eukaryota; Fungi; Ascomycota; Dipodascomycetes; Dipodascales. The record is from RefSeq and is a predicted model, not a curated record.
AUGCCCGACACCGUGACAGCCAAACCGUUACCAAUCCCACAAAUGUCGUCGGCUCACCAUCUCCAUCGAUUCCCCAGCAACCAGAGCUUGACUUCUUUUCACAACGGUUCCAAUGGCAGCCUAACAAGUCCAUUGAGUCCUACAUCAACUCGGAGCCGACUACGGAACUCUCUCAAUCUCACAUUCAUGAAGAGACGCCCUAGUAAGACUGACGAUACUAAAAUCCAGACUCCCCAGGAUCAAAUUUUCCAUACCUCAUACUCACAAUCUCCUGGCCAUGGUUACACUGACUCUGUCAUGUCUCCACCCAACUCGACAUCCACCUGCUACACAUCCCCACCUUACUCCAACCCUCCCAAAAAGAAGACGCCAACCAAGAACAGCUUCGAGCCUUUCAACAGCGCACCGCCACCUGCCAUCAAGCCCUUUGUAUUCUCUGGCAAGGUCCGUUUCGUAGAGAACGACAGCUGCGCCAUCUGUGAAGAGCCACUGCAUUUCAUUCUAGCUGGCGAGCGAAAGCUUGUGCUCGAGUGCAAACACAUUGCUCACGAACAGUGCUACAUGGAGUUCCUCAGCGAUGACGUGGUCUCACCAGACGACAAGGACCUCGUACCUCUCUGUCCUGUCUGUGGUGAAAAAUCUAAGCCAAUUGACGAUUCACAAUGGAACGAUCUCUACCAUGAAAGACUUCGAAAGGCUCGUCAGCUUGAACGAGAAGAUGUAAUCAAUCAACUCAUCAAGUCGUCUCCAGGAAAGGCGGCAGGAGGGGUAGAUAUUUUGUUGUGGCCUCUGGCGAAGGAGAAGACUCCAGCAGUAGCCUGUUCGACUGUCAGACCAAUCGUCAGUGUACAGGUGAACAAGCAGCGCGGCACUCCCAAGCCCCCUGGGUUCUCUUACAUGAACCUCAAGAUUGACGUCACUCCUGACGAGUACGAUGGUGGUCGUGACUCUUUCAUUCACUACCAUGAACAGGUCUCUCCCAGAGAUGGUCCCGAGAGACAUGACCCUGUGCUGGAUAAUCUUGUGGCAUCAGUUGCUGAUUGGGGAAAACUUGACCCCAAUACUGCUGGUUCCAUCCGAUGUGUCGAUCUAAUGGAGGUCUCUACGGACCAAGGCACAACCUACAAGUCGUUGGUUGGAUUCCUGUUUGAUGACCUUGUCCUGUUUGUGGAGAACUCUUAUCCUGUGCGGCACCCCUCCAAGACUCUUUUCCCGGGAUCCGUCAUCAAGGGUUCUCUUGUGAUUUCAAAACACAUUGCGAGUGUGAUCAAUGGCAAGGACAUGUCCAUUUUCGUGCACUCCGUCAACUCUCCUGAAUUGAGAGUAAACAUUCCUGGAAACCAAGAUGAAUGGUUCAACACCCUCGUCCACCUCUUCCGAGGCAAUCGCCACGGCGACUCUUUCCAUAAACGGAGAUGUGAGGCCACGCCUCCAUUGUCUUCGCCAAUCAAGCUGGCCACGCCGGUAGAUGCCCCCAUAGAUCUGGUAGUUGUCGUUCCUAUCGGGUCUUGUAACGAUACUCAAAUCAAGAUGCUUCAGAAGACCAUCCGAGGGAUCUUGGCAUGUAUGUCACAUCUUGACCGUUUGUCUCUGCUUCUUGUCGGUUGUGGUCCCGACGAAAACUCCACCUAUGGAGCAAGCAACAAUACUGAGUACAUCGCUCUGGGUCUUGCCUCUCCUGAAUGGCCAGGCUGGGACCACAGCAUCAACUCUCUCAAUGACCCUUCUGUACGCGGAGGUGGAACCAAAAAGGUCACUCUCGAGGCCUGGGCUCACGCCCAACGUCUUCUGGCGACUAGAGAGUCUAAAAACGCUACCUGCUCCAUCUUCAUGAUUUCAGAGACACGACUCGUUCCCAACCAAGAGAUGUCCAACCCCUCAUCUCCCACCAAGGUAUUCACUUUGAAUCAGCUUGACAGAAUUGACGACGAGAUCCGAAAAUGCAAGAAGCGACGUAUUGGAUACGCCAAGCUAUUGGUCGAAACUGAGCACGACACCAUUGUUCAGAUUUACGACUCACAAGAGGCCGAUUCCCAUCAGAGUGCCAAUGGGAGACAUGCUAUAUUUACAUUCCCCUUGUAUUUCGGCAAGACAGAUCUUAACUUGGCUAUUAGAGGAGUUCCACCGUCCAAGUUUACUCUCUUAUCUUGUGAGGGACAGUUUGAAACCACAGAGUGCUUUGUAUUCCAACAGCACUCUUGA